AUGCCGAAAUCUUAUGAACCCAUUAUCACGGCUUUGGAAACAGUGGAGGAAUUGAAACUGGACUUCGUGAAAAACAGACUGCUUGGGGAAGAGGAACAACGGAACAGAGGAGAGACCAAAUCCAAAUUGAGUCUUCAAUCUUCUUGUGUUAUGGAUGUGGACGCCCCGGACACAAAAAAUUCCAUUGUAGGAGCGCUCAACAGUCACGAUACAAGACUGGAGACUUCAAGGCCGAGGACGUAG
Messenger RNA from Danaus chrysippus (African queen), 243 nucleotides. Lineage: Eukaryota; Metazoa; Arthropoda; Insecta; Lepidoptera; Nymphalidae. The record is from the annotation of a GenBank genome assembly.